Messenger RNA from Penicillium brevicompactum, 699 nucleotides. RefSeq lists its product as uncharacterized. The coding region runs from base 1 to 699 and encodes 232 amino acids. The transcript has 2 exons. The record is from RefSeq and is a predicted model, not a curated record. Lineage: Eukaryota; Fungi; Ascomycota; Eurotiomycetes; Eurotiales; Aspergillaceae.
AUGUCGAACGAUCGCACAUCCCCUAUCUCGGUCCCCAAUUCGGAGAACCGCCAGCGUCGAGGUUCCAUCGCCGACCUUUUCUCCCGGUCAAAUGUCAAUCAGACACCCCAGAACCAGACCAACCAGAGUACCCAGGCCAAUCAGGCCAAUCAACGCCGCAUGUCCAUCACCACCCUAGGUCUCUCUGGCUCCCCCACCCAAACCAAUACCUUUGGGGCUCGCAACGGCAGCCUCCGCCGAGGCAGCCUCUCCAGCUCGAUCGGAUCCAUCCCCAACGAGGACGCUUUCGCGAGACGGGUCUCCUUUGGGGCCCAAGCCCUGCGUGAUGCUCGCGGAGGAUCCAUUGGCAAUGGUAGAAACCACCCCCCUCCCUCUGUUGUUGGACCAAGGCGGUCUCCCCCACCUGGCUCGGCCAUUGUGUCUACCCGCUCUCCCGCAAGUAUCUCAACCUCUCCUCAGGAUGAGAGAUCUAACGCAUCCCGCCAAAUCCUAGGCGAAGGCUUUAACUGGUCCGAGGCUCUCCGUCACCGUGCAGAGCGUGCCCCCUCCAUCAGCGGCCCCCCGCGCCAAACCGGCCACCAGCGUGCCUCCUCCAUUGCCUCCAUGGAGACCCCUAGCCGGGAGAUGCCCCGCCAGCCCAAGCAGAACAAGCCCGACUUUUUCCAGGAGAAAAUCCUGAGAGGUGACUUCAUGGAUUAG